This is a messenger RNA of Necator americanus (New World hookworm), 561 nucleotides long. RefSeq lists its product as uncharacterized. Bases 1 to 561 code for a protein of 186 amino acids. The record is from RefSeq and is a predicted model, not a curated record. Gene Ontology annotation, molecular function: translation elongation factor activity; ribosome binding; RNA binding. The transcript has 5 exons. Gene Ontology annotation, biological process: positive regulation of translational termination; positive regulation of translational elongation; translational elongation. NCBI's taxonomy places the organism in Eukaryota, Metazoa, Nematoda, Chromadorea, Rhabditida, Ancylostomatidae.
AUGCGACGAAGAGUGGCAGCCAACGAAGCUCCAGGAGCCAAUAUCGAGACGUCAAUAACCACAUUUAAAGGGAAAAUGGCUGACGAGCAUCACGAUGAUGAGCACUUUGCGUCGGCCGAGUCUGGAGCCGCCGCUACUUUUCCAAAGCAGUGCUCUGCUCUUCGUAAGAAUGAGCACGUCAUGAUUAAGGGCCGCCCCUGCAAAAUCGUCGAAAUGAGUACCUCAAAAACUGGUAAGCACGGCCACGCCAAAGUACAUCUUGUUGCUCUGGACAUCUUUACCAACAAGAAGCUUGAAGAUAUCUGCCCUUCUACCCAUAACAUGGACGUCCCAGUCGUAAAGCGUCGUGAAUUCAUUCUCAUGUCAAUUGAAGAUGGAUUCUGCAGCCUGAUGGAUCCUGAAACUUGUGAUCUCAAGGAUGACCUGAAAAUGCCAGAAGGUGAUCUUGGAAACCAGAUCAAAGAAGCUCUUGAUAAGGAUGAAGGAUCGGUCCUUGUGUCGGUUGUAUCUGCUUGUGGAGAGGAGGCAAUUCUUGGAUUCAAAAUCUCCACCAAGGAUUAA